UCUCUAGGCGCUCGUAAUGGAGACAGGGACGAUUGCCAAUGGCGGCACCGCGUCACUUCGGUAUGGGAGCAAUGGUGGUAGCCUACCACAUUUGUUUAUAGUCCCGUAUUAUCUUUUUUCGUGCUUUUAUUGAUUUGAUAUUAAUUUUGAUCCGGAAGCCCAUUAUUUAUUAAACGAUACAAGUUAUUGAAUGGUGAAAAAUUAUAGUAAAUUAAUAAGAUCUUCUGACAUGUUUGUCAAUGAUGUAUCUGAAUUGGAUGAAAUUAUAGAAUAUCUAUAAUUGUCAGAUGUUUAAACGUUUUUAUUCAGUCUUCAAAAACUCAUUUGCUAACAUGGAGAAUUUAGUUGCUGUAUGUCAAUUGACUGCAACAAAUAAUAAGGAAGUCAAUUAUUAUGUUUGUGAGAAACUAAUUAGGGAUGCCGAAAAUGCAGGAGCCAAAAUGAUUUUUUUACCAGAAGCAUUUGAUUAUAUUGAAUCAGAUAGAACCAAAGCAUUAGACUUAGCUGAAUCUAUAAAUGGACCACUUAUCGAAAAAUAUAAAAUGUUAGCGUCGUCAUUAAAAGUUUGGCUUUCUCUGGGUGGAUUUCAUGAAGAGUUUUCAGAAACUAAAUUGAAGAAUACACAUAUAGUCAUAAACCACAGAGGUAAAAUAGUUGCAACCUACCAUAAAUUGCAUUUAUACGAUGUAGAUAUACCAUCAGAAAAUAUUCAGACUUUAGAGUCGAGUAUUAUUGAACCUGGUAAUGAAAUCAUUCCUCCAGUUCAAACACCUAUUGGAAAUGUUGGUUUAGGGAUUUGUUAUGAUGUGAGAUUUUCUCAAAUGGCAUUAAUGUUGACUGAAAAUGGAGCACAAAUUUUAACCUAUCCAUCAGCAUUUUUCUUUGGAACUGGUGCACAUCAUUGGGAAUUAUUAUUGCGUAGCAGAGCAAUUGAAACACAAUGUUAUGUUAUUGCUGCUGCACAAUUUGGUAGCCAUAAUGCAACAAGAAAAUCAUGGGGUCAUUCAAUGGUAGUUGAUCCAUUAGGAACUAUCAUAGCUCAGUGUUCUGAUAAACCAGGAUUUAUUUUGGCUCAAAUUGAUCUAUCAUUGGUUACACGAGUCCGCCAAUCAAUGCCAAUUGAAAAUCAUAAACGAUAUGAUGUUUAUUCAAAAAUGCUAUUCCCUAUUUCAUGUAAUGAGAUUAUUCAAGAUUCUCUUGAAUUCCCAUUUGGAUCAUCCAUAGUAAAAGGAUUACAAAUAUUUUACAAAACACGGUUAAGCUUUGCGUUUACCAACAUCAAAUGUGUUUUACCUGGGCAUGUUUUAGUGGCUCCCAACAGAGUUGUAGCAAAAAUGACGGAAUUAUCAAGUGAUGAAGUACAAGAUCUAUUCCUUGCAGUUCAAAAAGUCCAAAAAGUCAUUGAAAAAGUGCAUGUAACUAAUUCAUCAACUAUUGUAAUUCAAGAUGGACAAGAUGCUGGACAAACUAUUAAACACGUUCAUGUUCACAUUAUUCCAAGAAAGGUCGGAGACUUAUUAGUGAAUGAUGAUAUUUAUAGAAGAUUACAAAAUGAAAAGAAUUGUACUAACUCAAGAAGAAGUGAUGUUGAAAUGAAACAUGAAACUAUGAUGUUGAGAUCAUAUUUUAAAUAAAAUAAUAUUUUUAUAUAAUAAAAUAUAUUGUUCUUAGAAUAAGCCUUAGAAU
Sipha flava (yellow sugarcane aphid) is the source of this 1686-nucleotide messenger RNA. It is a transcript of the gene NitFhit, whose product is annotated as deaminated glutathione amidase. The record is from RefSeq and is a predicted model, not a curated record. The transcript is spliced from 8 exons. The coding region runs from base 288 to 1634 and encodes 448 amino acids. NCBI's taxonomy places the organism in Eukaryota, Metazoa, Arthropoda, Insecta, Hemiptera, Aphididae. Gene Ontology annotation, molecular function: hydrolase activity, acting on carbon-nitrogen (but not peptide) bonds, in linear amides.